GGGAGUGGAUAGGCAAUGAUAUUAGAUGAUACAUCUUUUAUAAGCCGGCAGCAGGAAAUAGAAGAAAAACUCAUCGAGGAAGAAACAGCACGAAGAGUGGAAGAAUUGGUAGCAAAAAGGGUAGAGGAAGAAUUGGAGAAAAGGAAGGAUGAAAUUGAGCGAGAAGUUCUCCGAAGGGUGGAGGAAGCCAAGCGCAUCAUGGAAAAGCAGUUGCUCGAAGAACUCGAGCGACAGAGACAAGCUGAGCUUGCAGCACAAAAAGCCAGAGAGGAGGAAGAACGUGCAAAACGUGAGGAGCUAGAGCGAAUACUGGAAGAGAAUAACCGAAAAAUUGCCGAAGCACAAGCCAAACUGGCUGAAGAACAGUUGAGAAUUGUUGAAGAACAAAGAAAGAUUCAUGAGGAAAGGAUGAAACUAGAACAAGAGCGACAACGUCAACAAAAAGAAGAACAAAAAAUUAUCCUGGGCAAGGGGAAGUCCAGGCCCAAACUGUCCUUCUCCUUAAAAACCCAGGAUUAAAUUGCAAACUCUGAACUUUUUACAAAGAAAAAUGGAAAAACUUUGUAUUGUAGCUUCAUGUUGAAGUGUUUUUUUUUUGUUUGUUUCAUUUUGUUUUUGUUUUUUUAAAUUGGAAAAUCUGGAAAGUUAGCUUGUUCUAAUAGGGGCUAUGCUCUGCAGUUCCUUUUCUUCCCCCUUAACUUCUAUUAAGUGAAAUCCUUAUCAGAUCAUUGUUAUCUUCUAGAAAGUGAUAUAUUUUUCACCUGUUUGGAUUCUGUGUUAGUGAUCUGAAGAAGAGCAGAUCACUUUAUAAAUUGUGGAUGGUCUGAUAAGGUUUUUACUGACCCACAGACUUCGGAGUUAUACUCUGUUUACUACAUCAUAAUGCUGGUUUUGCUGACUUUUUGUUUUUUUAUAUAUUUAUAAAAAAAGAAAAAGUUGGUAAUUGCAUUGGAAGCUCCUGGGGUGUUAUGGACCUAUGUGGUAUAUUGUUAAAUCAGUGUCCUCAUGAUACUGUUGCUCUUGAUGUUCCUGAUACAGGUAAGGAAACAGUUGGUCAGCUCUAACACAAAAUAUAUACAGUUCAGUAUUGUCUCUGUUCAAAUUGUUUUUAUUUCACUGACAAAAUCAAACCAGCAUUCCCCAUUGUGUAAAUAAAUGAUUUUGCUGAAUAAAGUCGUCUUAAAUUCA
Myotis brandtii (Brandt's bat) is the source of this 1188-nucleotide messenger RNA. It is a transcript of the gene ARGLU1, whose product is annotated as arginine and glutamate rich 1. Gene Ontology annotation, molecular function: cadherin binding. The record is from RefSeq and is a predicted model, not a curated record. Gene Ontology annotation, cellular component: mitochondrion; nucleoplasm. The coding region runs from base 16 to 519 and encodes 167 amino acids. Lineage: Eukaryota; Metazoa; Chordata; Mammalia; Chiroptera; Vespertilionidae. The transcript is spliced from 4 exons.